Messenger RNA from Eremomyces bilateralis CBS 781.70, 540 nucleotides. RefSeq lists its product as uncharacterized. NCBI's taxonomy places the organism in Eukaryota, Fungi, Ascomycota, Dothideomycetes, Eremomycetales, Eremomycetaceae. The coding region runs from base 1 to 540 and encodes 179 amino acids. The record is from RefSeq and is a predicted model, not a curated record. Gene Ontology annotation, cellular component: nucleus. The transcript is spliced from 3 exons.
AUGCCGCCGAAAAGUCUGAACAAAGUGCAAAAGCAGAUCGCCAAGAAGAAGGGCGCAUCGACGGCGCUCCAUGAAAAGAGUCGCGAUUACCGACGCCUUCAAAGAGCCAGUGCGCGGGAGGAAAAAGUGCAUAAGCUCGUGGCAUCAAGGGACAAACAAAAUGAUUCUUUCUUAUCCCGGGUCGCUUUCUUUCAUGGCGAAGCCAAGCUGGCAAAUCGACCCCAAUCAAUCUCUGAGAUGCAAGAUAUGAUCGCACGAUACAUUGAACGAAGCGCGAAUGAGCUUGCAAGCGUCAAAUCCGAACGGCGACCCGGCCGGCCACCCAGCAUCCGUGAGCAUCAGCUAAGGAUGCGUAUCGAUCAAGAACAGCGUGAAUAUCGAUCCGGGUUCUGGAUGCCGGAUCUUGAGGAUCCGAAGAACCUCGAGGCUUUGCUCGAGUGGCAUGGCGAAUGGGCGGGGUUGGCCCCUAUGAAUUUUGUGCGGAUCUACCAUGAUGGCACCAAAAAAGAGUCGACUUUCCCGCCAAACGGCCAGUCCUGA